UUAAAAGAAAACGACAGCCGCAGUCAUCGGCACCUACACCAGAUCUUGUUUUUCAAGGCGCUCUUUUGCAGACAAAAGAGAAUAACUGAGAAAGGAAGACCAACACCUAACCGAAUUCGCUAACAAAGGCCAGCAAAGUUUUUAUGCACCAUUUUAAAGAUUGCAACUAUGAGUGGCUAACAGCUAGCACCGAGCACAAGUUAUUUUGUUGACGUGUUUACUUUUUAAUCUGAGUAAAGGGACGGAAUGACAGACCCAUGGACUUUAUUUACAAGUGACAGUGACUCAUUUCAGGAAGAUAUUCACGGAGACAGAAUGCAGAAAGCGCACCUUAAGCUGGGGACACACUACACGACCAGCUGAAACAUUCUAAGACUGACCUGAACACACUUAAUAACUGUUUCCAUCAACUUGAGCAGAUUUUCGUCUUUGACGAUCAGAAAGGAGCACAAACCUAAUGACUGAGUCACUCCACUACACAACACACUUAAUGACUGGCGCAUCAGGACUGGAAAAAUUAUGUGGAAUCCACAGAUCUCGCGAUAACUCAACUGCACGAGAUCUUGUAUGUAAACAAAGAUGGACAUCAAUACAAACCUAGCGCAAUUUGUGCAGAAAAAAAUCUAAAAAGAGGAAAAACCCGCAGGAUGUGGGUGCGGUCCUGGAUGGAGAGGCAACGUGGACUUUGCACUCUACAGAAAGAAUUAGAGAUUCAGGACCAAGAAGGGUUCAGGAAGAUGUUCCGAAUGACGUCGAAUGACUUCAGUCUCAUCUUGGAAAAAGUGGAGCCUCACAUUUCAAAACAGGACACUAGAUUAAGAUCAGCCAUCACUGUAAAGGAGAGACUCGCCGUAACACUGCGCUUCUUGGCAACUGGUAAGACAUUUGUAUGUGAUUUGGGCUGCUUUAAGACCAUUUAAUUUCAUUUUUGAAUGAAGGUGUGUAUGGAUCAUUGUUAUCUUUUUUUAAGGUGAAACGUUUAAGUCCCUCAGUUUUUAGUUUAGGAUGGGGGCCAGCACUGUUUCCAUGAUUGUUGCAGAGACAUGUGAAGCCCUCCAUCGUGUUCUAAAAAAGGACUAUCUGAAGACACCCAGGACUGAGGAAGAGUGGCUGGAGAUUGCCAAAGGCUUUCAAGACAAAUGGCAGUUUCCUCAGUGCUUGGGCUCCCUGGAUGGAAAGCAUAUUUAUAUCCAGCCACCAGCACACAGCGGCAGUACAUUCAGAAAUUACAAAUGCAGAUUUUCCAUCCUUAUGUUGGCAGCCAUCGAUGCAAACUGCAAUUUUAUUUAUGUGAAUGUAGGCACGCAGGGCAGAGUUUCUGAUGCAGGUCUGUUUGCGAACUCAGACCUUAAAAGAGCAUUAGACGAAGAGCUGCUGCAUGUCCCACAACCAAAGUCACUGCCAAAUUCAAACAUCCAAUUUCCCUUUGUGUUAGCGGGGGAUGAGGCUUACCCACUUCGGCCAGACCUGAUGAAGCCCUCCCCACAUAGACAGCUGGAGUUUGACCAGCGAGUCUUCAACUAUCGCCUUUCUCGGGCACGAAGGGUUGUAGAGAAUGCCUUCGGGAUCCUUGCCAACCGAUGGCGAGUGUUUCAAUCAACAAUGCUGCUAUCACCAGAAAAAGUCACCAAAGUAACUAUGGCAGCUAUGUGUCUCCACAAUUACUUAGGGCAUUGUGGGUCUGAGGCAUACCUCCCACCAGGACUAGCAGAUCGUGAAACUGCAGACAGAGUAUUUGUGUUGUAAGUGGAGAAGGGAAGUACAAGGAGCACUGCACCCUUGGAGAGGAGGAAGAACACACAAUGCCAGCCAUCAUGCCAAACACCUGCAAAAUGUUCUUAAGGAUUACUUUAUGUCCCCAGCAGGAGCUGUGCCAUGGCAGGACAAAUAUCUCUAAAUAAUUUAUACCUGUACCAGUACCACCAAAACACAUGAAAAGUCCACUUUCAGUUUUAGUUGUCAGUUUAGUUUAGUUUAGUUUUUUUGUCUAUUUUGUCUGCACACAUGAAUAUUAAUGCAAAAUAAACCAGGAAAGACCUUACAGAUGUUAUUAGUAUACUAUGUAUAGCAUAGUUAAAUGUGCUUUUAGUGAUCACCCGUUAUUACACAGAACAACUUAUAUGAUACUUAUGAAGAUGAAUCUCAU
This is a messenger RNA of Onychostoma macrolepis, 2146 nucleotides long. RefSeq lists its product as uncharacterized. Bases 1006 to 1746 code for a protein of 246 amino acids. The record is from RefSeq and is a predicted model, not a curated record. The transcript has 4 exons. Lineage: Eukaryota; Metazoa; Chordata; Actinopteri; Cypriniformes; Cyprinidae.